Chiroxiphia lanceolata (lance-tailed manakin) is the source of this 2461-nucleotide messenger RNA. RefSeq names its product heparan sulfate-glucosamine 3-sulfotransferase 5 (gene HS3ST5). The transcript has 5 exons. The coding region runs from base 602 to 1639 and encodes 345 amino acids. NCBI's taxonomy places the organism in Eukaryota, Metazoa, Chordata, Aves, Passeriformes, Pipridae. Gene Ontology annotation, molecular function: [heparan sulfate]-glucosamine 3-sulfotransferase activity. The record is from RefSeq and is a predicted model, not a curated record.
AGGCAGGAGGCGGCGUGGCUCGCCGGGUGCUCCUCAGAAGGACUUUUAGCUGCGCGGCCGGGGCUUGAAUGUGGGCGCCGAGGGACGGGGUCUGUGCACCGCAGCGGGCACCGGCCGGGGCGGGGGCCCUUCCCCUGCGCUGCGGUUUGCUGCCUGCAGCACCGCGGUACUUAAGCUUGCUCAGCAGCAUGUAAACUUUCUGCACUAGCUGAUGGACUUUCAACCUACAUCAAAAUCUUCCUCUGCAACCUGACAUUGCUGCUAUGAUGACAGGAUUAGAAAACUGGCACCUCAUGGGAGACAAGUCAGUUUACAUCAAUGGAAAUGGCUUUACACUGCAUCCUGAAAUCUGUGCAGACAGGCUCAGCAAGUUGUACACCAUUUCAGCAGAGAUGCCUGAUUUUUCCAUCUGCAUACCUGGACAUGCUUUAUUCCCCGACUGGUCUUUUCAGUAAACACUAAAGAAUUCCUGAGACUGAACAUCGGAACAGAUGAGUUAAAUUCUUCUGGAAUGUUCUUCAUCAAACGUAGAUGUGCUGGACUUUCUGGACGUGCAUAAGGACACAAAGACUGAAGAAGUCCUGAAGAUUGAUGGAGGGCCAUGCUAUUCAAACAGCAGGUGUUGCUGAGGCAGAAGCUCUUUGUGCUAGGCAGCCUUGCUAUUGGAAGUCUCCUAUAUCUAGUUGCCAGAGUUGGGAGUUUGGAUAGACUGCAGCCCCUCUGCCCCAUCGAUGGUCGUUUUGGACCCCGCGGCCAGGACGAAAUCCCACUGCGAGCUCUGCAGUUCAAGCGAGGUCUGCUCCAUGAAUUUCGAAAGGGCAAUGCCACUAAGGAACAAAUACGACUGCACAAUCUGGUUCAGCAGCUUCCUAAGGCCAUUAUCAUUGGGGUGCGGAAAGGAGGCACCCGAGCACUACUGGAGAUGCUGAACCUUCACCCUUCAGUGGUCAAAGCUUCUCAAGAGAUUCACUUCUUUGACAAUGAUGAAAACUAUGCCAAGGGAAUUGAGUGGUACCGAAAAAAAAUGCCUUUUUCUUACCCUCAUCAAAUAACAAUUGAGAAAAGCCCCGCAUAUUUUAUCACUGAGGAAGUACCUGAAAGGAUUUACAAAAUGAACUCAUCUAUCAAAUUAUUGAUCAUUGUCAGGGAACCUACCACAAGAGCAAUUUCUGAUUACACUCAGGUGCUGGAAGGCAAGGAAAGAAAGAACAAAACUUACUACAAAUUUGAGAAGCUGGCUAUUGAUCCUAAUACCUGCGAAGUGAACACUAAGUAUAAGGCAGUGAGAACCAGCAUCUACACAAAACAUCUGGAGAGGUGGUUAAAAUACUUCCCAAUCGAACAGUUUCAUAUCGUGGAUGGAGACCGGCUCAUCACAGAACCACUGCCAGAACUCCAGCUGGUUGAGAAGUUCCUAAAUCUUCCUCCAAGGAUAAGUCAGUACAAUUUAUACUUCAAUGCCACCAGAGGGUUUUACUGCUUGCGAUUUAACAUUGUCUUUAACAAGUGCCUGGCGGGUAGCAAGGGACGCAUCCAUCCAGAGGUGGAUACCUCUGUCAUUACCAAAUUGCGCAAGUUCUUUCAUCCUUUUAAUCAAAAAUUUUACCAGAUCACUGGGAGGACAUUUAACUGGCCCUAAACUAAACUUCAUACAACACUUUCUGUUGCACCUGAGACAUGCAAUAGAUGUCUCUGAUAAAAUAUGCACUUUUCAUAGACAUGGCUAGCAAAGUAACUUUUUUUCAUGCAUACGUGUACAUAAUGCAGUGUGUGACCAAAUAUACAGUGGGAUCGAUUUUUUCUACAGAAUAGAAACUAACAUAAAUUUACUGUCAAUAUAGUUGCAUCUUUUACGAUAUAAUAAUAAAGGAAAAGGAGGUAUUUAGGGAAACAAAGUCAGACACUCUUAAAAGGGUCAGUGUUCCUCUCACUUAGUGAAGUGUUUAUGUGACAUACCUAUUGAUCCAAGCAAAACAUUAGUUUAUGCCAUUAAAAUUCUUGUCAAAAGUCUGUAAAGCUGUGAGUAAGCAUAAUCUUGAGGCUAUAUUUGGUAUGUGUAUUGCUAAAGGAAUGCUGACCCUUUAAACACAGUGCUAAUUUUUACAAUGAGAGUGAAUAGUACUAUUUUCUUAUUAUUUUAAAUUAAAUCUUAUCUCAUACAAACUACAUUGUUUUAAGGUUCCUGUGGUGAGUUUGCACUAUUGUUUUAUUGUAUGGACCAUCAUGUCACUUGUAGCAUGUCAAUCAUGUGUCAAAAAAAGUUCAAAUGAUUUUUUUCUCUAUACUUGUGUGUCGGCAAAGCUAAAUGUUGUGUACAUAGUGUACAAUGUUUGUAAAUACUGGUUUCACACUAAGUAAUUCUAUUUUGUAAACUGAAUAUGGCUAUUUAAUUUAUUGUGAAAAUUAAAUUUAUUGUGGUAUUUAAAGAUGGAAUGGAUUAAAAUUACCUCUAUGUGCAAGA